Messenger RNA from Vanrija pseudolonga, 1310 nucleotides. RefSeq names its product putative D-xylulose reductase A. The coding region runs from base 1 to 1233 and encodes 410 amino acids. The record is from RefSeq and is a predicted model, not a curated record. NCBI's taxonomy places the organism in Eukaryota, Fungi, Basidiomycota, Tremellomycetes, Trichosporonales, Trichosporonaceae. Gene Ontology annotation, biological process: D-sorbitol catabolic process. The transcript has 3 exons. Gene Ontology annotation, molecular function: zinc ion binding; L-iditol 2-dehydrogenase (NAD+) activity.
AUGUCCGCCUUCCACCACCUCAACAAGACGCAGCCGGCGCAGGUCACGGCGCUCAACCUGCCCGACAACACGUCGACCGUGCUGAUCAAGAAGCGCCAGAUCAGCGUGCAGCCCAUGGCGAUGCCGAUCCUGCAGCCCGACGGCGUGCUCGUCCGCGUCAUCGCGACGGGCAUCUGCGGCUCCGACAUGCACAACUACCUCGCUGGCGGUGUCGGUGGGCGGCCCGUCACCGAGCCGCUCGUCCUGGGCCACGAGUCGGCGGGCGAGGUCAUCGCCGUCGGAGAUAUGGUCACUACCCACAAGGUCGGAGACCGCGUUGCUGUCGAGCCCGGACUCCCCUGCCGCAGGUGCACCAACUGCAAGGCGGGUCGGAUGAACCUCUGUACCGACGGGCACUACUGCGGCUCGGUGGGGUCGGUUGGCUCGCUGUCCAAGUUCUUCGCCGUGCCGGCCGACAUGGCGCCCAAGAUCCCGGACAACGUGAGCUGGGAGGUGGCGGGCAGCAUCCAGCCGCUCGCUAUCGGCGUCAUGAUCGGCAAGCGCGGCGACCUGCGCCCGCACCAGACGCUCGCCAUCAUGGGCUGCGGCCCGAUCGGGCUCAUCACCGCUGCCGUCGCGCACGCGUACUCGGCGCGCAAGAUCAUCGGGUUCGACAUCAACCCCAAGCGCGUGGCCUUUGCGCAGAAGUACAUCAGCCCGCUUACCGGCCGGCCCAUCUUCGACCACGUCUUCCUCGUCGACGAGCUGCCCGGCACCGAGGAGGGCGCCGCUGCUAACGGCAACGGCCACGGCGGCGACCACGAGGACGUACGCGUCGGUGACAUCAAGUACGAGCACGCGCAGGCCCGCGCCGCAGAGUACCUUGCUGCUGCUGGCCUCGCUGGUGCAGACGGUGUCGACCGCGUCGUCGAGGCCAGCGGUGCCGAGGACGCUGGCCUGCUCGGCAUCGCGAUCGUCAAGCAGGGCGGGACCUACCUCGCUGUCGGCCUUGGUCACCACACGACCAACGCGUUCCCCACGAUCGCCGUCACGAACAAGGAGGUCGACGUGCGCGGCCUCACGCGGUACACGUCCGAGGCGUUCCCCAACGCCAUUGACCUGCUCGAGCGCGGUGUUGUCGACCUCAAGCAGCUGAUUACCAAGACGUUCCCCCUCAGCGAGAGCACGGCGGCCUUCGAGGCCGUGGCGGGCGGCGAGGAGAUCAAGGUCAUCAUCAAGAACCAGGAGGCAUAGGGGGUGCACCACCAGGGUUGAUGACGGUUGUACGGGUCUAGUUGUAGGUUGUUUUGCAUGCAGCAUUCUACAGUCGA